Acanthocheilonema viteae is the source of this 1296-nucleotide messenger RNA. The record is from the annotation of a GenBank genome assembly. NCBI's taxonomy places the organism in Eukaryota, Metazoa, Nematoda, Chromadorea, Rhabditida, Onchocercidae.
AUGGUUCGGCAGAAGCGGAAAACUGAGAACCGAGAGGAAGAGGAUCGGCUAGCGAAAAAAUUGUUUGGUAGCAGUGCAGGUUUUCCGGACGGUUUUGAGGAUAGCAGUGAUGACAAUAGCGAGUUGGAAGAAACAUUUAAAACUGAGGAAGAAGCUAGCAAGAAACCCGUUUGGCAGGAUGAAGAUGAUGAAGUUGAAGAGGCAGUUGUGGAUGUACCGUUGCAUCGUAAAAAAAUGCACAUUAGAAAAGCAACCGAUGCUCUGAAUCAAAAAAUAACGCCGAAGGAAUAUGAGGGACGAUUACGACAAUUAUUUUAUCACAGCUCUGGUGCUGCUCCAGCCUGGGCUCAGUCUUCCUUCUGCGAAAGCAAGAAACUUCAACAUGUUGAAUGUGAUGACGAUGAACUGGAUGAUGCAUUACGUGAAGUAACUGCAUUUGCAGGAAAAUGUGUUGCCAGCAGCAAAUCAUUACCAAAAGGAGUAAUUAGUGUGAAACGAUUGAAUAAUAUUAUACGUGGACAUCGAUUUGGAAAGAAACCGAUGAGAGUAUUACAAUUUCAUCCCACUCGUAAGGUCCUUAUGUGUGGCGGUGAAAAUGGCCUUAUCAGUCUUUUCGAGGUAGGCUUACCAGAAACAGAAGAAGCUUUCCUGCAAAAUAUUCGUUUCAAGGCAUUCCCAAUUACCAGUGCUUCCUUUACUGCAGAUGGUUCCAAAAUAAUCGUUGGCUCGAAAAAAAAGUCGUCGGAAUAUAUUGGCGUUCUGACGGCUCCAACAAAAAUUGCUUCCGUACAGUUUUCUCCGAAUGAUUCAUCAACCAUUUUUGCUCUUGGAGAAAAUGGACAAGUAUUUAUAUGGAACAUCAGAAAAUCAACAGAACAACAAACAUUUUAUGAUGAAGGUUCAGUCAGAGGAACGAUAAUACGAAUAAGUGAAAAUGGUCAAUACAUCGCAUGUGGAUCCAAUACAGGAAUCGUGAAUCUAUACGACUCCGCAGAUGCCCUGAAAAAUUCGUUUCCCAAACCCAUAAAAGUAUUUGACAAUCUUACAACAAGUAUUGAUUGUAUGGCAUUUAAUACUGAUUCGCAAAUUCUUUCAGUAUCUUCAAGUAUAAAAAGCAAUUCGAUCCGGCUGAUGCAUGUUGGGAGCCGAACUGUCUAUACAAAUUUCCCGCCAAGAGAUGUGAACCUUGGAAAAGUAACGGUGACUGGUUUUUCACCAAAAAGUGCUUAUAUGGCUGUUGGUGAUAAUCGAGGCUUCCUUACCCUGUUUAGACUUUCACAUUUCACUGCUUACUGA